Molecule: messenger RNA, 556 nt
Organism: Thecamonas trahens ATCC 50062
Lineage: Eukaryota; Apusomonadida; Apusomonadidae
Product: Fk506-binding protein
Exons: 2
Coding region: 72-518 (148 amino acids)
Biological process (GO): protein peptidyl-prolyl isomerization
Molecular function (GO): peptidyl-prolyl cis-trans isomerase activity
Source: RefSeq, a predicted model, not a curated record
GGUAGGGGCACAGGUUUGGUGGCCGGAAACGGACGAAAGUGGAGGCAGACUUUACUCUCUUCUCCGUGACAAUGAUGACGAUGAAGACGCUGAUUGUUGUGGUCCUUGCGGCUGUUGUGCUCUCUUCCUGCCUCCUUGGAGCCGAGGCCAAGAAGCGGCACAAGCCGAAGUCGUCGGCUGGGGCGGGCGCGGAUCUCAAGAUCGAUGUGGAGCAUGUGCCGGAGGACUGCGGGCGCAAGUCGGCCAACGGCGACUCGCUCUCGAUGCACUACACCGGCAAGCUGGAGGAUGGUACUGUGUUUGACUCUUCGGUCACUCGUGGUACUCCCUUUGAGUUCCGUCUCGGUGCAGGCAUGGUCAUCCAGGGCUGGGACCAGGGCCUCCUCGACAUGUGUGUUGGCGAGCGCCGUGUCCUCACCAUCCCGCCGCAUCUCGGCUACGGCGACCGUGGCGCCGGUGGCGUCAUCCCCGGCGGCGCCACCCUCAUUUUUGAGGUCGAGCUCAUGGGCAUCAAGUAAGCACAGCGCUAGUCGCAAUAAAGCUGCUCCCUGACCCC